GCGGGACCGAGGCUCGGGUUCCCGAGGAGGCGCCUGCGACAGGAAGAGGGGACUUGGAGUGGCAGGCUCGCUGGCCAAUCGGGACGAGGAGAGCGAAUCCUGGCGAGUGGGGUCUGGCGCGUGGAAGGCUCGAAGGCGUUACUGAACAAGUUUCAAUGUGAACUGGUGGGCUCUCCUUAGGGGAGACGUAGACGGAAACCCACGCAGAGAGCUCUGGACAGUUUGCACAGUUUGCGCACCCUUUAAGGGUUUAUUAUAAACCAGCUUUGUAGGCCCCAGGGAAAAGAAGGACUGUGUGCAGCCUUUUGGAAAACAGGAGAACAACAGUAACCAAAUCAUCUCCUGUGGCUGUCACCUGGGGUCUUCUGAGUCCUAACAGACUGUGGUUUCCUUCCGGGAGCUCAUGCUGCCUGCAGCAGAACCGCCCGAGAGGACAUGGAACAGCUUGGUUCUGGCUUACAUGUACGUUGCUACCAGAGAUAACUGUUGCAUCCUAGAUGAGAGAUUCGGUAGUUACUGCCCAACCACCUGUGGUAUCGAAGACUUCCUGUCCUCUUACCAAACCAACGUGGACAAUGACCUCCAGGCUCUAGAAGACAUCUUAGCUCGUGCUCAAAACAGAACCACAGAAGCCAAUGAACUGAUCAAAGCAAUACAAGUUUACUACAACCCCAACCAACCCCCAAAGCCAAAUAUGAUAGACAGUGCCACUCAGAAGUCUAAGAAGAUGACAGAGGAAAUUAUGAAAUACGAAGCCCUGAUAUUAACACAUGAGACAAGUAUUCGGUAUUUACAGGAAAUAUAUAAUUCAAAUAACCAGAAGAUCACAAACCUGAAACAGAAGGUUGCCCAGCUUGAAACUCAGUGCCAGGAGCCUUGCAAAGACACCGUGCAAAUCCAUGACACAACUGGAAAAGAUUGUCAGGAAAUUGCCAACAAGGGCGCCAAAGAAAGCGGACUUUACUUCAUCCGGCCUUUGAAGUCUAAACAGCAGUUCUUAGUGUACUGUGAGAUCGAUGCAUCUGGAAACGGCUGGACGGUGUUGCAGAAGAGGCUUGAUGGCAGUCUGGAUUUCAAGAAGAACUGGGUUCAGUAUAAAGAAGGAUUUGGACACCUGUCUCCUACUGGCACCACAGAGUUCUGGCUGGGGAAUGAGAAGAUUCAUUUGAUAAGCAUGCAGUCCACAAUCCCAUAUACACUGAGAAUACAGCUCAAAGAUUGGAAUGGCAGGACCAGCACUGCAGACUAUGCCAUGUUCAGGGUGGGUCCUGAAUCUGACAAAUACCGCCUGACCUAUGCCUACUUCAUUGGUGGAGAUGCUGGGGAUGCCUUUGAUGGCUACGACUUUGGUGAUGAUCCCAGUGACAAGUUUUUCACAUCCCACAAUGGCAUGCAGUUCAGUACCUGGGACAACGAUAAUGAUAAGUUUGAAGGCAACUGUGCUGAACAGGAUGGAUCCGGUUGGUGGAUGAACAAAUGUCAUGCUGGCCACCUCAAUGGAAUUUAUUACCAAGGCGGCACUUACUCAAAGGCUUCUACGCCCAAUGGCUAUGACAAUGGCAUUAUUUGGGCCACGUGGAAAACCCGCUGGUAUUCCAUGAAGGAAACUACCAUGAAGAUAAUUCCCUUCAACAGACUCUCCAUUGGAGAUGGACAGCAACACAACAUGGGGGGAUCCAAACAGGCUGGAGACGUUUAAAGAACAUUUCAAAGCUGGUUUGCUUUUUUAAAGGACUUUAUCCAAGCAGAGAAAUAUAAUAUUUUCUUAUGGGACAAUGGACUUUCAAAGCCUCACUUCAUUUUAAGAGUUAACAGAAUCCAUGUUGAAAACUCCAUUAGCAGUUUUAUGCUGGCAAUAAUGUAUCUACAUGCAUUUCAAUAAACAUUUUUUUCCUAA
This is a messenger RNA of Mesocricetus auratus (golden hamster), 1897 nucleotides long. RefSeq names its product fibrinogen gamma chain (gene Fgg). Gene Ontology annotation, cellular component: fibrinogen complex. The record is from RefSeq and is a predicted model, not a curated record. Gene Ontology annotation, molecular function: signaling receptor binding. The coding region runs from base 404 to 1699 and encodes 431 amino acids. NCBI's taxonomy places the organism in Eukaryota, Metazoa, Chordata, Mammalia, Rodentia, Cricetidae. Gene Ontology annotation, biological process: blood coagulation; platelet activation; protein polymerization. The transcript is spliced from 13 exons.